Messenger RNA from Arctia plantaginis, 369 nucleotides. Lineage: Eukaryota; Metazoa; Arthropoda; Insecta; Lepidoptera; Erebidae. The record is from the annotation of a GenBank genome assembly.
AUGAAACGGAUUAAGAUAGAAAAAAAAGUCAAAAGAGGAAUGACAGUAGGCUGUGAAAUAAAAGCUUUCGAAAACUACAGAUUUGAGACUAAUGAAGUCGCUCAAACACUGUUGAAACGGGGAAAAAGAAUACCUAGAGAAAUAUGUACUGCUGUAUUUGAGAACAAGGAACUAUCAGCAAAUAAGAAAAAAGAUGUAAAUAAUUUACUCACUAAACAAUUUGUGAAAGAGUGGAUCAAUAUACAAGAAUUGGCUUGGUAUAAAGAUAUUAUUAACAGUUGCAGACCUGCCCCUGAUACAGACAUGGAAAAUCCAGAUGAAUCUUUGUGUAAUUGCCUUGAUGAUGAUGUAGGAGAAGUGCGUAUUUAG